Messenger RNA from Phaedon cochleariae (mustard beetle), 969 nucleotides. The record is from the annotation of a GenBank genome assembly. Lineage: Eukaryota; Metazoa; Arthropoda; Insecta; Coleoptera; Chrysomelidae.
AUGAAACUGAAGAACAGUGAAGUGAAAAAAUCAAAGGGAUACUUGCCAGUAGUGUGUAAUACUUACAAAGAUUUUGCGGAAAAUACCAGCAUACAUGGAUUGAAAUACACAGUUAAAAAUGAAAUUGAUACUUGGGAAAGGAAUUUACAAGAAUCUGAAAAAUUGAGUUUGAAAAAAGGUUUGCCACAACUCCUAGCCUUCACGAGUCCUCACAGUAUCAGUUACAACAUGACAGAACUAGAAGAAGUUCAAGAAAUUUUAGAGAGAAACGAAUAUACUAACAUUUCAAUUUUAAUGGAGAAGCUUAACCAGAAUUGCGACGACAUGUUGGUGAUUAUCCAUGAUCCUGAAGAAUUUCCUGGCUCACAGUCUACCACAAAAAUAGUCUCAGUCGGAAAAUUGUCUUACCUUCAGUUACAAGGAACGAAGAUGAUUUGCAGCGAUGACGUCAAGAAUCUUCCGAUCAAUCAAAGGCACUGCUUGAUGGAAGACGAAUUUGAACUGAAGUAUCUCGGGGACAGAUACAGCGAUGCUAAUUGUUUAACAGAAUGUGUAGCCUCCAAUUAUGCCCAAAAGUGCGGAUGUGUUCCAUUUUAUUUAUCAUUUUCGGUCUCUGAUCUUGGAAACAAAAAUGUAAUAUUGCACCAGCAAACUUGCAGAUAUUUGGACAAAACUAUCAAAUUAGCGAAACAACCCGCUUUCUUUGUGGAAUUUGGGGCGACCGUCGCUGAGCGGAAAAGUCUGAAAACGGCGGCGCAGAACGGCGGGGCGUCUCGGCGCAAACGGCCUUCCCGGAUCCAGUGGGAAAUCGUGGCCCGCUCUGGAAACCUCGACGCCGGUUGUCGAUUGUUCGAUUUGAAAAUAUCGCGCGAGUGCGUAGACGGGAUUUCGUGGCGCGGAGAGUACUUUUCGUCGGUGCGAACCAUUUACUACUGUACAGAGUGGAAUUGUGAGGUGAAAUUUUGUUAG